Racocetra persica is the source of this 898-nucleotide messenger RNA. Lineage: Eukaryota; Fungi; Glomeromycota; Glomeromycetes; Diversisporales; Gigasporaceae. The record is from the annotation of a GenBank genome assembly.
CCACGUCAACGAUUUUUUAUCGAUGAAGAUAAUGUGUGUGUAACAAAUCAGUCGACAACCGGCCUUCCUCCCCAUUUCUUUCUCGGUCUCCUUAAUUCUACUACCAUUCAACACUUUCUGUCACAUCAUUGUAAAUACGAUCAACAAGGAAGGAUGAGACUUUUCCGCGAAAAUAUGGCAAAAAUACCGUAUGCAGCACCAACCAACCGUGAUGGAAUUGAUUGGUUCAUUAGAUGCACGCAAAAAAUGAUAAUAGUUCGCCAAAUGUUAUACGAGGGGAUUGGAACAUGUGAAGAUGAAGAAAAAGUUGGAGGAGCAGUGGUCGAAAAAUUAAGAAGAGGAACAUGGCAAUUGACAGGUCGUGAAUGGCAAGAAAAGGAAAGUGAUGCAUAUAAUAAUGAAACGAGUGUUGUUUUGAGGGAAGAACAAGAAGGAAAUUGGGUCAUGGUUAAACAAUGCCGUGGUAGAGAAGAAAGCCUUGAUUAUUCAUUAUGCCCAGAAUUUGAAGAUGAACAAGGAGCAGCAAGACAGUCAACCGAAUGUUAUAAUAGAUAUUCUUCUUCGGCUGGAAUGUCCGUGAUGAAUGAGCAUCGAACUACAAGGGGGAGCACGACAAGAACCCACUUCUUAAAGCCAUUUUUUGAAUCUCUCUUGCAUGCUUCAGCUUGCCUUCAAUACGUAAUAGAUCAAUAUGCUUACUCAUUAUAUGGAAUAGAUGCCAAAUUUCAAAUUGCUUUAGAAGAAGAAUUAAAAAUCGAAAACUUUGAUAUUAUAAUUACCAAAUUCCCCCGUUGGAACGGUAACAUAAGUAAUGGCCACGGUGAAGCAGAAACAAGAGGAGUUGUACCAGAGUGGGGUGAAAGACUCUUACUAGAAGUCGACCAAGCGAUUAAAGGAG